AUGUCUCAAGAAAAAGAUGAAAACAAUCAUAAUUCUGAUAUUCCUGACCAUAACGACGAAUAUGUUGUUCCUCACAUGCAGAUUAGCUGCUUGGCCAAUUCUAUAGCUUAUAUGGAUGUAUUGAGAAAUCCUGCAAUACUCCUCCAGGGCUUCGCAAAUCUUCCAGCAAGUUCUCAAAAGACACUCUUGGAUUUUUGUCAUGGAAGGUUAAGUGAAAUUGAAAACGCCAAUAAAAUGCCGCUCACUGUUCAAGAGAACAAUUCGCCUUCAUCAGAUGGAACAUCAAGUAGUUCUGAAGUCGAUGAUCAACCUGUAAAUGACGAAUCUGCCGACGAAUGUAAUAAACUAUCAGAUGAAUAG
Rodentolepis nana is the source of this 360-nucleotide messenger RNA. The record is from the annotation of a GenBank genome assembly. NCBI's taxonomy places the organism in Eukaryota, Metazoa, Platyhelminthes, Cestoda, Cyclophyllidea, Hymenolepididae.